Molecule: messenger RNA, 2339 nt
Organism: Clarias gariepinus (North African catfish)
Lineage: Eukaryota; Metazoa; Chordata; Actinopteri; Siluriformes; Clariidae
Gene: lrit2
Product: leucine-rich repeat, immunoglobulin-like and transmembrane domains 2
Exons: 3
Coding region: 42-1718 (558 amino acids)
Molecular function (GO): protein binding
Source: RefSeq, a predicted model, not a curated record
CCAGCCCGAUCGUCACACCAGCCUCCACCAGCACCGCCAGCAUGUUCUCCACAACGCUUAAAGCAAUCUUACUUUUUAAUCAGUUCUAUUCAGCCUGGAGUUUCUGCGUGACCGGGUGCUCGUGCACUGAAGAUGGCGCCGGACGAUCAUUAUUAUGUAUGGAACCUGCCUUAGGAUCCAUUCCCGAGAAUCUCCCUGGAGAUUUGACCAAAAUCCGAAUUGAAAAUUCGCACCUCACAGAAAUACCCCAAAGGGCUUUUUACACAGCCAGUGCAUUGGAGUCGCUGUGGCUGAACUUUAACACCAUCACGCUGAUGCACAUUAAGAGCCUUGAAGGCCUGUCUAACCUGACCGAACUCCGACUGGAGGGAAAUAAACUAAGAACAAUUCCGUGGAUGGCUUUUGCGGAAACACCCAAACUUAAAAUCUUGGAUCUGAAGCACAACCGUUUGGACGUGCUGCCAGAAUUCGCCUUACGCCACCUUCCCACACUGACCUAUUUGGAUUUAUCCUUCAAUCAGCUUACAGUGAUAUCCCCGGAUGUUUUUCUCAACUGUCCUCGCUAUCAGGUACAAAAGCACAGCAGGAGGAAGGAGAGUGAUGCUAAUGUUGUAUUAGCGUUGCAUGAUAACCACUGGCUAUGCGACUGCAGGCUCAAAGGCUUUGUUGACUUUGUCAAAUCCAUCAGUCCACCCAUCAUUUUGAUGAACUCGUACCUAUCCUGUUCUGGUCCUAAAUCUAAAGCCGGGAAGUUUUUUCAUGAAGUUGAACUGAGGAAUUGUCUGAAGCCAGAGAUUUCGAUGCCUGAUACUAACGUCACGGUGGCGCUAGGUUCAAAUACAACUCUGAGGUGUUUUGUGAAGGCGAGGCCUGACGCAGUGGUUCGGUGGAGCUACAGUCUAAAAGUCAUCAGAAGAUUCACAGUUUCUCAGUCUCAGAUGAAUGAAGAUACAAUCAUCUCAGCUUUAGUGAUUCCAUCUGUACGAUCAUCUGAUCACGGACUCUACAAAUGCAGUGCCAGCAACUUCGUUGGAAAUUCCUCUGUUAGCAUCCAGCUCAACAUCUUGUUCUCCAACGCUUCAUUUGUGAUGUCCCCAGACCUUCCUUUGCCCUCGGUUAACGAAAACAUUUUCAUCGAUAUACGAAUCGCCAAGCAGACUGUGUACGGUAUAACCAUCGAGUGGUAUGCGGCGACAGAAAACCCUUCAGAAACAUGGUUCACUGUCCAUUUCGGUCGUUACAAUUCUUCAAAAAAAGAGGCUCUGUACAUCGGCCCAGGCAUCAACAAGUACUCCAUGAACGAUCUCGAACCGGCUACAAAAUAUGAGGUGUGCGUGUCACAAAAGAAUCAGCCACCCCGUCCCGAGCAGUGUAUUGUUUUCGUCACAGGAAGCAGUACCAAUGAACUGGAGCAACGUGAACGACUUAUCCACAUCAUUGUCAUCGUAUGCGCCAUGGUUCUAGCGGUUCCUGCAGGCAUGUUCGCCUGCACCACCAACACCAGGAUUAGCUGCUUGGAUCGCUGCGCUGAGGUCUGCAGUAGAAAUCGGGAAAAGAGAGAAGCAAAGGACUCACAGGAAAAUGACAGGCAGGGGACGUUCGACAGUCUCCAGGCGGCCAGUGACGAAGGACUCUACAGAGAUUCGGGAAAAGAGAAGAAAUGGAGACGCCGCUCGGAAGAUAAAGUGCAGAAGGGUAACAGCGCACAGCUCUACUAACCAGCGUGGUGAUUUUACGGUGUGAUUUUACACAAACUGACUCAAGUUUAAAGUUGUAAAGAGUCCAGUUACAGAGUACUGAACCAAACGCUAAUGACCCUCUUAAUGGGCAUGGCCUAAUAUUCUAAAAAGGACUCUUUUAUAGGACAUUAUAAGCAAAGUAUUUUAUGAAGUUCUUACAUCCACCAACACACCCGAUCAGUGCGCUUGUUGCGCUUGCUUGAUUAUCUUUUACUUGCUAGCUUAUGUUGGUGAAACAUCUGCCUCAUUAUUGGUGAGAAAGCUCAACCCAAUAUUAGUCCCACCCACUUUCCCACUAACAGACAGGACGAUGUAGAUCUUUGGAGAACUGUGUGACACAUAAAGAAGUGCUGAAUUUGAAUAAAUAGUUAAUUAAAGUUAAAAGGAAAGUCAUAAACUUAAUGUUUUUCUUGUUGCUUGUUUUUGUUUAUUUAUGUUUAUUAUAUCUCUUUGUGCUAAAACAUGAUGUCGCUCUAUAGACUGGGUUUUAUUUCCAUAAAAACCUUCAUAAUAAAGUUGGAGGCUUUUGGAUUUUAUAUGUAAGAAAAUUUUUAAAUUAUAUCAUAUUUAAUCUACUAUUUAAUAAACACUUGUUUUUGA